AUGUCGAUUGCAUGGCUUUCAGUCCAAACUCGAAUCCAACAAUUUUCACUUUUUAUAUCUGUGAUCUUAAAUUCAAUUUUGGUAUAUUUAAUCCUAAAAUUCUCUCCAAAAAAAAUUGGAUCUUACAAAUAUCUGAUGAUUUAUAUUUCCUUAUUUCAAAUUUUUUACUCAAUUAUGGAUAGUAUAUCCUUACCGACCUAUCACGCUUAUUCGUCAGUUUUACUAGUUUUUAAAAACAUUCGGGACCAACCCUACAUUCCCAUUUCCGUUCACUAUUGGCUUUUGGUAGUGUAUUCAGGAUGCUAUGGAUUUUGUAUGGGAAUAUUUGGAAUUCACUUCUUCUAUAGGUAUUUGGCGAUUUAUGGACAUACUGAAAUGAUUAGAAACAAUAUGUUUUGGGCCCACUUCAGAAGUUAGUGCAGAAGUUGAGAAUAGUAUUCUGGAAUCUUAUGACUUGAAAAUUGACGAUAUAGUUUAUAUCGCUGCAUUUGUUUGGCCGAGAAAUGAGACUACUGGAGUGAAAUAUCUCAAUAAAAGAUCCGCAAUUGGAAUUGGUUUUGAUCAGUUAGUUGUGAUUAUCUCACUUACUGUUAUUGCAUAUUGUGGGACAUGUUGCUACUAUAAAAUACAACAGCAAAUGAGGGUUGCAAUUUCUUUGAGCAAAAUUACGAAAAACCUACAUCGUCAACUGUUCUACGCUUUGGCAAUCCAGACCGCAAUACCAAUGCUUCUCCUCCAUCUUCCCGUUUCUAUACUCUUCAUGUUUCCAAUUAUGGAUUCAAACUUGGGGAUUUUUACCGGCUUCGUCACAAUCACGAUUGCCGCCUACCCGGCAAUUGACCCUCUACCAACUAUGCUUGUCAUUGAGAGCUAUCGAAGUGCAGUUUACAAUUUCAUUAACAAAAUAUUCUGCAGAAAGAAGAACGAUGUGAGAUCAGAGAAUGAAAUAUCCAUGACAACUAUUCACGUGACAGUAUAA
This is a messenger RNA of Caenorhabditis elegans, 979 nucleotides long. Lineage: Eukaryota; Metazoa; Nematoda; Chromadorea; Rhabditida; Rhabditidae. The record is from the annotation of a RefSeq genome assembly.